Messenger RNA from Boleophthalmus pectinirostris (great blue-spotted mudskipper), 3825 nucleotides. It is a transcript of the gene spina, whose product is annotated as spindlin-Z. Bases 407 to 1180 code for a protein of 257 amino acids. NCBI's taxonomy places the organism in Eukaryota, Metazoa, Chordata, Actinopteri, Gobiiformes, Gobiidae. The transcript is spliced from 7 exons. Gene Ontology annotation, biological process: gamete generation. The record is from RefSeq and is a predicted model, not a curated record.
GUGCUCGCCGGAAGCACCGUGCCGCCGUAGUCUCGCUGGUUCCUGGACCGGACAGAAUGGGCUGUGCGAACCGACACCGUCCGCAGUGUUCUCCCCGAGCCCCGGGCCCGUGUCCGCUCGGUACAUGCUAAAGGCUAACCGGGAUCACCAGCGGAGCGGACGAACCGUACACCGCCGGUGGACCGACGCUCUGGUUGACGGUGUGUCCAGCGAGGGAGGGGACGGUACCGCCCCGUCUGACCGAGGUGCGACUGCUGUUCGUCGGUAAACAGUGCGCUGGUCUCCGCCGUGGGCCUCCAGCCCGAGCGCUGCUCUGCGGCUCUUUCCCCGGCUUCAGCCCUCAGCCCCAGGCCCAGCUCACACCUCGGGGGGUGGCGGCGAUCGCUGCCUGUCUGCCUCCAGAUGAAUGAAGAGCGCACUGGGAGACAGAGACACUGCUGAUGCAGGACAUGCAGGUGUGUCUGUAAAUAUGAUGAAGAAGAAGAAUCCCCACAAAAAGCACAAAGGCAGUGUUGGGGGAGCCAAGGCCGUGUCGCCUGCGCGGAGGGACAUGGUGGGCUGCCGCAUCCAGCAUGUGUGGAAGGACGGAGCCACUCAUGCUGUGUGGAAGGGCACUGUGCUGGACCAGGUGCCGGUGAACCCCUCCCUCUACCUGAUCAAGUACGACGGCUUUGACUGUGUGUACGGCCUGGAGCUGCACAAAGACGAGCGCGUGCAGGGCCUCGAGGUGCUGCCGGACAGACUGGCCAAGUCGCGGCUGACCGAUGUGAGCCUGGCCGACGCCAUGAUCGGGAAAGCAGUGGAGCACAUGUUUGAGACUGAGGAGGGACCCAAGGAGGAGUGGAGAGGGAUGGUCCUGGCCCGCGCACCCAUCAUGACCUCCUGGUUCUACAUCACCUACGAGAAGGACCCUGUGCUCUACAUGUACCAGCUCCUGGAUGACUACAAGGAGGGAGACCUGCGCAUCAUGCCUGACAACAAUGAGGGUGGGCCGGCGGAGCGCGAGCCCGGGGAGGUGGUGGACAGUCUCGUGGGGAAGCAGGUGGAGUAUGCCAAAGAGGACGGAGGCAAGCGCACAGGCAUGGUCAUCCACCAGGUGGAGGCCAAGCCCUCCGUGUACUUCAUCAAGUUUGACGACGACUUCCUCAUCUACGUCUAUGACCUGGUCAAGACGUCGUAAUGAGACAUAGCCCUGGACAAAAGACAGCAGCACUAUGGAGGACAGCCCAGCGCCCCCAAAAACCACCAUUUAUUCUUGCCCCAAAUCACAAGGCUGUACAAUGUGAGCAGGCCCAAGACCCAACAAUCACACACACUAAGUGAAACAAGGAGACAGAUCAUGUCCCCAUCCUCUGUCCUUCUCCAGAAACACAAGGAGACCCAAAUUGAAGGAGAGCUCAACAACCAGGACUGAACCAGGACUAAACCAGGACUAAACCAGGACUGACCCAGGACUAAACCAGGACUAAACAGGCUCUAGAUGUGUGUCCAUUACAUUUGUUUGCAGAAAACGUACUCUGAAAAAGCCAAUAAUGUAGCCUGUGUCUAAGGAGUACAAGACCACAUUUCACAAAGAACCACCUGGAAAUGCAGCCAACACAACACUUUCUGAUUGGCUUUGCAAACACAAUGAAAAACCAAAUUCCAAGACAGCGGUGUGAGGAGCAGCGAUAUGAUGUGAGCUGUGUUGAUGUCUCCUGUACAGUGUCCUAUCAAACGCAGGUCUUAUUGCACAUGUAGCCUGAGCAGUGUCUGUGCUUCGGUCACACCCAGCAUCGCAAACGCGUCUUUCAUGUGGUGAUUUGUGUCUUCAGAUUUUUAAAAACAUAUUUUAUAAAAAACAGAAAUUGACUUAAACGUUGCAAAUUUCUUUACAACUAAACAAAUGUUCUAAGUUGAUUUCAGCGAUCCUUCAUGCAUGUUCAUAUGUUUAUCAUUUGGACCAAAUCUUGUCAAUGUUGCAGACCGUCUAAAUGUCCUCUAUUAUUUAUGAGAACAAGAAACAAGGACUUAAUCUUUGGGAGGAAUAUAUUUGUACACAAAAGCUGUAAAAAUAUCCAUGCUUGUUCGACCGAAGAGGCCAUGGCAAGUGGGGCAGUUUUGUACAAAUCUUACUUUGACUGUAACAUGUGUUUGAUCUGAGCUCCAUGGCAAACUGACUGGACCCCCCGAGGUGUCUGUGCUUCUCAUGUGUCCUUCAGCAGCAGCAGCUCUGGGCCGCGUCCCAUUUCUCCUGAAAGUGCUCCUAAAGUGCCCCUAAUGACUGGUUCCACAAACUCACGCACUUACUGUUGCAAUCACAGCUGAGCCUGGGUUGUCAGUGCCUAAACCUGCUCCUCAUUCUCCGUAUAUGGCAGAGGUGGGACCAAGUCCUUAGUUUGCAAGUCUCAAGUCUUUGGCCUCAAGUCCGAGUCAAGUCUCAAGUCAGCGGCCCACAAAUCCGAGUCCUCUGCUUUGAGCUUUUGAGGCCUUUCAAGUAUUUGAAGCAAAGUACAUAUACAAAUAUAUGUAUAAAAAUACAGCUUAUAUUUUUUGCAUCUCAGAUGGAUUGUAAACCACAUUGUUCUACUUAAAAAGUGAAAUAAGGGUGUAAUCAUAUCCAAAUGUCAUGAUAUAUUUAUUAUGCUAUUUUGGAGAGGCUAACAGAAUUAUAGAUGUGAUACUUUUUUCUUUUUAAAUGCUUACAAGACCUUAGUGUGAAUCAUUACUGUCAUUAUCCAAAGAAUUACAACUGAAAAGAUUUUAAUAACAGUUAUUUCAUCACUGCACUGAAAUAUAGCAGAGGAUCACAGUAUAUGUAGUUCAAAAUAAUGUAUUUAUGCAAGGACAUUUGACAAUAGGAUGUCGUAGUAUUUUUGUUGUUCCAUCCCUCAUAACAUGAGAAUUGGGUGGGGCUGUAAAAUAGGAACUGAAAGUAUCAACUGUAUAGAAAAAUGGGAUUUCUAAAAAAGAAGCAUCAAGUCCAAGUCAAGUCCCAAGUCUUAGUUCAUUCUAUCAAGUCAAGUUUCAAGUCUGACUUUACUCCAAGUCAUAACUUGCAAUUUCAAACCUGUGAUAUAUGGACAGGUCUCAUGUGAAGCUCAGAACCUCCAGAAUUCCCUCCCUGAGCUGCAGAGGCUGCACUAGCACUGACUCAUGACAGGUGCAGGUGCUGGGCUUUAGGUAGAGAUCAUUCAGAUCAGAGACAUUUUAGGUUUAAACACAUUGGAUUUCAGCACUGAACCUGGCAACACAAAUGAGUCUUUCUGCUUUAAAACCAAAAUGAUAACAUUAAGAAAUUAAUAAAUGUGCCAUCAAGAAUCUUAAUCAAGAAUAAAUCGGCAUUACAAUAAUUUUCAAUAAAAGAUAAGUUGGAUUUUGAUUUUAAGAUGUUUACCUUGUAUUUGAGGACACAUGAGGUCAAGUUUAACAUCACAUGGCAGUAUUUUUGAAUUCUUAAAAAAAAAAAAAUCCUUUUGAUUUGUGCUGACAUGAGGUGAACUUGAGUUUGAUCUGUGUGAGCACAGAGACGGGAACCUUCUCACAAAACCACAGGCACAUUUGGAGAAAUGCGACGCAGCUUUGUUUCACUUAAGCCUUGGAUUCAUGUGUGAGCUCCAGCACGGCCCCAUCAGAGGAGAGCACAGACCCAGAGAGGAGAGCCCAGAGCCAGGGACGGGCUGAGGGGCUGAGGGGCUGUGGCAUGAAGCUCCAGCCCUCACUUUAGUUUGUGUGGCUCUUUGCUCAUUCUUGUCGCUAAUCGCCUUAUUAUGAGCUAUUACUCUGCGUUGUAUUGUUUGUUUUGUAUGUUUUAAAUGUAUGUUUAAUUUUUAUGGUUACUCUAAA